Molecule: messenger RNA, 453 nt
Organism: Acanthosepion pharaonis
Lineage: Eukaryota; Metazoa; Mollusca; Cephalopoda; Sepiida; Sepiidae
Source: the annotation of a GenBank genome assembly
AUGGACUUUGUUCAAUGCUUGCUAGAUGGCAUGGUAAUUGGUGGUAUAAAAAGAAAUUACCUAUCUCUCUCUCUUUUUCACUUUUUUGCUCAUUCAUUCACAGGAUGGAUCUUUUCAUAUCUCUCUCUCUCUGUCUAUCUAUCUUUCUAUCUAUCUAUUUCAACUGUAUCGAUAUAUCUCAUUCUGUUCAUAUCUAUCAAUCUAUCGAUGCAUAUAUAUUAUUUAUCUACCUAUCUAUCUAUGCAUAUACAUUAUCUAUCUAUCUAUCUAUCUAUCUAUCUAUCUAUCUAUGCAUCCACAUUAUCUAUCUAUCUAUCUAUCUAUCUAUCUAUCAGGGCAUAUACAUUAUCUAGGUAUCAAUCUAUCUAUUACCAUUGUGCUCCCUCUAUAUGUAUAGAUCAGUGUAACUAUUUCUCUCUAUCUCUCUCUCUCUCUCUUUCUCUCUCUCUCUAG